GAAAAGCCCAACCAGCAGCCAUGGCCCCAAUCCUAACCCUAGCCUUGAUCCAUUCCCCUCCUCUUCUAGACCCAUAUCAGUGUUGUUGCCAACUAGGAGUUAAACGUCUUCUCUGCCUCUCUGGGAACUUGGGUCUGAUCUCCUGCGCUUGCAACAAUGAACAGAGCAAUCACUAGAAAACUUGCUGCUGCUGCUACUAAUGCUUAUCAAUCGAAAGUUCUGCGGAAGAACUUGUGCGGUGGAGCAAAUGCAUCUGCUGCCACCUCUACUCAGAUUAACAACCAUAUACAUGAGGACAAGCAGAGCUUUACUCAUACAGUUCACCCAUAUGACAUUGCUAUUGUUGGGGGAGGCAUGGUUGGCAUGGCCCUUGCUUGUUCCUUGGCAACCACACCAUUGACAAAGCAUUUGAAUGUUGCCAUCAUUGACAGCAAUCCUGCUUUAGGGAGUAAAGUAAGCAUCAAGAAAGAGGACCCACCUGAUCCAAGGGUUAGUACAGUCACACCAGCAACUAUAUCUCUUUUCAAAGAUGUAGGUGCUUGGCAAUAUGUACAACAGCAUCGGCAUGCAUAUUUUGAUAAAUUGCAGGUUUGGGAUUACACUGGCUUAGGAUACACGAAGUACUAUGCAAAAGAUGUAAAUAAAGAUGUCUUGGGUUGUGUAGUGGAGAAUAAAGUGCUUCACAGUUCACUAUUCUCACGUGUUGAGGAUACUGAUUUCCAAAAGACAAUCCACCCUUCUCGAUUAACUUUGAUGUCUCUACAUCCAAGCUCUUCAUCUACAGUGGAAAGUUCAUCGUCAACGGAAGCAUCAUACGUUAAUGGAUGUUUAGCAAAGCUGGAACUGAGCGAUGGCAGCAGCCUAUAUGCAAAGUUGGUGGUGGGAGCUGAUGGCGCUAAGUCACAAGUUAGACAGUUAGCAGGAUUUAAAACAACUGGGUGGAACUACUCACAAAAUGCAGUCAUUUGCACUGUAGAGCAUUCUGUAGAAAAUCAGUGUGCAUGGCAACGUUUUCUACCAGGAGGUCCAAUUGCACUUUUGCCAAUGGGUGAUAAGUUUAGCAAUAUUGUCUGGACUAUGAACCCAAAGGAAGCAGCAGAUUGUAAAUCAAUGAAUGAGGAUGAUUUUGUGAAAGCUGUAAAUCAUGCUCUAGAUUAUGGAUAUGGUCCUCAUCCAAAGUCAAGUUUAUUGGCCAGUGCAGACAUGUUUUCAUGGCUUGGAGGAAAUCUGGUAAUUUCAGCGAAUGAUUCUUUUGAAGUUCCGCCUAAAGUGGUCAAGUUGGCUUCUGCUAGGAUGGCAUUUCCACUGUCCUUAAUGCAUGCGAAGGACUAUGCAUCAAGACGUGUUGUUCUAAUUGGUGAUGCAGCACAUGCAGUUCAUCCAUUAGCUGGGCAAGGAGUUAACUUGGGUUUCGGAGAUGCAUUUGCCCUUUCAAGAAUCAUUGCUGAGGGUAUUGCUGUAGGCAUGGACAUAGGGGAGGUAUCACUGUUGAAAAAAUAUGAAGCGGAGAGGAAACCAGCAAAUGUGACUAUGAUGGCCAUUUUGGAUGGUUUCCAGAAGGCAUACUCGGUUGAUUUUGGGCCAUUAAAUAUAUUGCGUGCUGCUGCUUUUCAUGGUGCACACCACAUAUCACCGCUUAAGAGGAGCAUCAUCUCAUAUGCCUCAGGGGAGCAGAGGCUGCCCCUUUUUUCUUAAUUACCAAUUUUGUUGAUAUAUGUACACCAUAAUAAAUGAAAAUUUCCCCACAUCUUGUACAAUAUAACUAUUUGAAUGUUGCGGAAGAUUAAAUUCCCUUCGUGAUUGUCUA
Molecule: messenger RNA, 1807 nt
Organism: Hevea brasiliensis (rubber tree)
Lineage: Eukaryota; Viridiplantae; Streptophyta; Magnoliopsida; Malpighiales; Euphorbiaceae
Exons: 10
Coding region: 157-1695 (512 amino acids)
Biological process (GO): xanthophyll biosynthetic process; carotene biosynthetic process; ubiquinone biosynthetic process
Cellular component (GO): mitochondrion
Molecular function (GO): 2-octaprenyl-6-methoxyphenol hydroxylase activity; FAD binding; oxidoreductase activity, acting on paired donors, with incorporation or reduction of molecular oxygen, NAD(P)H as one donor, and incorporation of one atom of oxygen
Source: RefSeq, a predicted model, not a curated record